GGUUACGGUAACAUAACUCCCCAAACAAACCUCGGGCGGGUGGCCACGGUCCUCUACGCCAUGUUCGGCAUUCCCCUGACGUUCCUGUACCUGGCCAACAUCGGCGACACCAUGGCCAGCUUGUUCAAGAAGCUCUACAGCCGCCUGCUCCGCUGCUGCUCCAAGAAGACCUUCACGAUCCCUGAAGUCCCUGAGAUGGUGAGGGUCCCGGUCAAGGUCACCGUGCUGAUCCUCUUCGUGUACAUCGCCCUGGGGGCCGUACUGUUCGCCGUGUGGGAGAACAAGUGGAGCUGGAUCAUCGGCGGCUACUUCUGUUUCAUCACGCUCAGCACCAUCGGGCUGGGGGACUUCGUGUUCGGGUUCGACGAGGACGGCAACGACGCCGUCAAGCAGAUCGUGUGCGGGAUGUACGUGCUGUUCGGACUGUCGGUGGUCUCCAUGGGGUUCAACCUGCUGCAGGACGAGAUCCUGCACCAGUACAUCGACCUGCUGAAGAAAGUCGGGAUUAGGAGGCAGACGAUG
Lymnaea stagnalis (great pond snail) is the source of this 522-nucleotide messenger RNA. NCBI's taxonomy places the organism in Eukaryota, Metazoa, Mollusca, Gastropoda, Lymnaeidae. The record is from the annotation of a GenBank genome assembly.